This is a messenger RNA of Durusdinium trenchii, 888 nucleotides long. The record is from the annotation of a GenBank genome assembly. NCBI's taxonomy places the organism in Eukaryota, Dinophyceae, Suessiales, Symbiodiniaceae.
CUGAAAUCAUUCAAGAUUAGCUGCACUCAUUCCGCAAAGCAGCCAUGGCUGUCAGACUGCCAGCACGACAGGUCAAUGGUGAAUUGAUGCAUCUGGAAGUUACGGCAGAGAUGACUGGCAAAGAGCUAAAGCAGCAGAUCAAAGAAGGGCAGCUUUGGGACGAGGUCACUCACCAAACUACUGUGGUGGAGAUUGUUGUUGGAGACCGUUUGCUUGACAAUGAUGAGGUGGUGGAUGCGGGGCAGGUUGCAGAUGCUGUUGUGACUGUUGUUUUCAAGCCGAACAUCGCGAGAUGCUCCAAGAAAGGUGAAUUUGCCAGCUUUGGGAGUGAUCUUGAUUUGGACCACCCCUUUGUGGUUGAAAUCCCAGACCACGAAACUCAAAUUGGGGAGCAUGCCUUCGUAGACUGCAACAUGUUGACCAAAGUUGUCAUCCCGAACUCGGUGACCCACAUUGGGGGAAAUGCCUUUGAUGGCUGCAGAUCUUUGGCGCACUUGACCAUCCCGAACUCAGUCACGCACAUUGGGGACAACGCCUUUCGGGGUUGCAGAUCUUUGGCACACUUGACCAUCCCGAACUCAGUGACGCACAUUGGGAAUAAUGCCUUUGAGGGUUGCACAUCGUUGGCAGACUUGACUUUCCCACAGUCGUUGACCAGCAUUAGAGAUGGCGACUUUAUAGAUAGCAGUUUGUCGGCCGACACCGGGUCUCAAAUGCACACCUUUUCAAGCUGCCAUAUCGCGUAAGAUAUGACUUAAAUUAAGUCAUAAUGUUUGUGCUUCGUGCCAUGACAUUCAUGUGACCUCAACCCGUUUUCUUCCAGAGAUCUUUGCCUUGCAAGUGCAGGCUGCAGGGCUUUUCAGAUGCUGGAAGGCACAGGCUGCAGAG